ACGAACAAAAGUUGAUGAUCUAUAUAUAACAGAAAAUAUAUAGAGAGGGAGUCAAAGUUACAAGCCCCGAGUACUAGUCCAGCAGCACCAAGCCAUUGUUAUUGUUAGUUACUACUAUUAUUAUUAUUUAUUGUGCCGUGUGUUUCCGGCGAUCGUGAUCACCGGGUAGUGUAUAUUUCGGCGGCACGGCGGCAAGGGAAGGUGGUUGUGGAAGUGAGAACUGGACAGUUGGUUCUGAACUGAGGAAGAGGAAGCUGCUGUUCUGUGGAUUACCAGAUUAAAGCAGGCCAAUUCUUGAAAAUAUCCCCUGCAGUAGCUUGGAAGCUUUCUUCUGCACUACAGAAUCCAUGUAAAUAUGAAACUCGAGAGGGAACCGGUGUUUGGCCAAUUAAGUUUAAGCCACAAGCCUGAUUAUAAUCCUUUUGAUCACAAUGAGAUUACUCUGAAUUCUGGGGGAUUACAAUCAGCAAAUUGGAUUGGGAAGGAAAGUCAGACCAGGGUUUUGUUUGAUUCGAAGGACAAUGAGGAAGAUGCUGUUCAAAAUGAUGGAAUUGACUUGACUGCAUCAAGAUUUGAUUGUUCAAAGAGUGUGGAUGAUUUGGAAACCUGUAAUGAAGGUGAAGUUAAAGGUUUUGCGCCUGAAAAAUUAGAAUCUUUAGGGAAGCAAUCAGAAUAUUAUAUGGACAAAAGUGUUACAGAAUGCGACUUGCCAGAACUGACAGUUUGUUACAAAGAGAGUAGUUGCAAUACUAUCAAGGAUAUCUGCAUAGAUGAGGGAGUGCCUUCCCAAGAGAAGAUCCGGUUUGAGACAGACGUGGAUGAGAAGGCAUUUUGCACUUAUUUGUCUCCCGAUAAGGAUCAGAAACACCUACUGCUUGAACAACAAAUGGACAUUUUUAUGACCGUUCCAGAUGAUUUCAAGUCUUCUGCACAGAAAUAUGAUGUAAAGAAGGAUUUUGUCAUUGCUUGUGAUGCCAAGGAUCUGGUGCAGAGAGAAGAAGCAAUAUAUGAUGCAUCAGAGAAAACUGCAAUUGAUGUGUCCAGAGACAUGAUUUCCCCUGAAAACUUGCGAUCACAGAAUUUGAACUCCAAGUCCUCUAGUAAGGCCAGCAAUGAAGCUGUACAAGAUACUGUUCAGAUAUCGAGUGACAAGGAAAGUGAAAUAGCAGAAACUCACAGCAGUGCUUUGGUUUCAGCAAAGGAAGAAUCUAAGGAUAUUGAGGAUGGAGCGUUCUUGAAGCGAGAUCCUGUUCCUUCAGCUGUAGAACUAAACUGCCAUGUUGAUAAGUUAUCUGACAUUAGUGAAGUGGAGAAUGGAAGCAUUACUGUUGGUUUGGACCGUUCAGCACCUGUAUCGAUUAGUAGAUUUCCAAACCUGGAUCCUGUCCCUUCCACUGAUGGAUCAAACUGUCUUCUUGACGAGUUGUCCAACAAUUUUAAAGCGGACAAAGGAGGAAGCAGUUCUUGUGGUUUUAACUGUUCAGACAUUCUCAGGGAUGUCUGUCCCCGAAAUGGGUUCAGCAAACAUAUUGAAACUCAAAAUAUGUCUGAAGAUGAUAGUGAUGACAUAUGUGAUUCAAAAACUAUUUCAAGCAAAGUUCAGCCUUUUUUAGCACCUGUGACUAUUGCCAGAGGGGAUUGUCCUGAAAAUGGUGCCUGUCAACGUCCUGAAACUUCAAAUACGUCCAUGGUUGAUGAGGACAUUUCUGAUUCAGAGAUUGUUUCAAGCCAAGUUCAACAUUCUUUAGUCCCUGCGACUAUUGCCAGAGACGAAUAUCCUAAAGAGGGGAAUUCUAAUGCACAGGAUGUUCUGAUCCAAGUUCAACAUGAGGUGGGAGAGACUAGUUUCUCCGCAGGAGUUCCUUUCUCGACCCUUAUAAAUUAUAAGGAACCAAUACCUUAUUCAGGUACACACAGUGCUUCGAGUGAAGUGCAACAUGAUCAGGGGGAAUCAAGUUUCUCUGCAGUAGGUAACUCAUUGAGUCUUAUAAAUAGUUCGGGACCAAUACCUUAUUCUGAUUCAGAUGGAUUCCUUCUUCAACGUGAUCUGGGAGAUUCGAGUUUUGCUGCAGUAGGUCAUGUCUCGAGUCUCAUAAAUAGUUCGGGACCAAUACCUUAUUCUGGCAGUAUCUCCCUUCGAUCAGACAGCAGCGCAACCAGCACCCGCUCAUUUGCCUUCCCUGUUAUUUAUCCGCAUGAACCAUUUAGCAGUCCAGUGAGAAUGGCAAAAGCUGACCGGAAGCUUUUGCGUAAACAUAGGGGUUGGAAGCGGGGUAUUUUCUGCUGUAGUUUCUGAAUGCCUCUAUGUCCUUAGUUUUAUGUUGAAUAUAUGCAGCCCAAAAUAUUAUUCGUCAAUACAUACAUCAUGCUCUCUGUCUUGGGAUGUAAUUUGCAGUAGGAUUGUAGGUAUUUAUGCGUGCACUCUAAGGUCUAAGCAGUAUCUUAUAAUUUUUUCAUUUUCUCUCAUUGGUUUA
Messenger RNA from Rosa chinensis, 2474 nucleotides. RefSeq lists its product as uncharacterized. The record is from RefSeq and is a predicted model, not a curated record. Lineage: Eukaryota; Viridiplantae; Streptophyta; Magnoliopsida; Rosales; Rosaceae. The coding region runs from base 356 to 2296 and encodes 646 amino acids. The transcript is spliced from 6 exons. Gene Ontology annotation, biological process: regulation of asymmetric cell division.